This is a messenger RNA of Halteromyces radiatus, 613 nucleotides long. Its product is annotated as COPI associated protein-domain-containing protein. The coding region runs from base 48 to 557 and encodes 169 amino acids. Lineage: Eukaryota; Fungi; Mucoromycota; Mucoromycetes; Mucorales; Cunninghamellaceae. The transcript has 4 exons. The record is from RefSeq and is a predicted model, not a curated record.
UUUUUCUUCUUCUUCUUCUUUUUUUUUUCUGUUUCUUUUCAUACAAUAUGAUAUCUCGAACGAAAGCUGAAAAUAUACUUACUUUAACCCUUAAUUGUAUAAAUAUUAUCUUAUAUUUACUCGUCAUUGUAUCAGUCAUUAUGAAAUCCCUUCAUGCUGAUUUUUCUCAAAUCAUGGUUGGAAUUUAUGGAGGUGUGAUUGCAGCAGUUCUAGUAGUCAAUGAAGUUAAACCGUCGGAUAUUUCUUUAACGUAUUUUCGUUUUGUAUCAAUAUAUAGUGGUCGAGGAAUGAUAUUUAUAUUCUUUGGUUGUAUAUCACUAGAUUUUGGUGUACUUAAUAUUGUCACUGGUACUUUAUGUUUAGUAUUUGGUUGUAUCUAUAUUAUUUUAUCUUUUGUUACUAAUUUUCCUCCACCUAACGCUAUGAUUAUCAAUUGGCAAAAUUGGAAAGAUUUCUCUGCUGAAGGAUUAGAUUUAGCAAGACCUGGAUUAGAAAGCAAAUCAGCAUCUUGUUUGGUCAAUCAUCCUCCAAGAAUCAAAGAAAUGGCAGUAGUAUAGAUUUAAAUUCAGUUUUUCCUUCUUUUUGAUUAUAAUAAAUAAUCUUCUUGUUUGAC